CCAUUUCAAUGACGAGCACAACACCACCCCCUCCACCUUUUCAUGAAUCCAAGAAGGUUGUAGUUGCUGGUUCGGCGAGCUCAGGCAAGAGCUCCCUCGUUCAACGGGCAGUCACAAAUACAUUCACAUCAGAUUAUCUGCAAACAUUUGGAGCCGAUUUAUGCGUCAAGAACAGCAGCGAAAAGACGAAAUAUGCGCUGAACAUAUGGACCUGUGGUGGGCACGAGCGAUACCGCGCUCUCUUGGAACAAUUUUUUGUGGGUGCUGAUGUCGUCAUCCUGUGCUUCGACAUGUUGAGCACCAGUUCUUUUCAAGAGUUGCCGUAUUGGUUUAAUGAAUACAAAAGAAACGCGCCAGACGCACUGGCAAUCAUGGUGGGUACAAAGUCCGACGAUGCGGAUAGCAUCAAAAUCAAGCCGCAGGACGCUCUAAAACAGGCGAAAGAAUGGGGAAUAGAGUUUCGGGCAGUUUCUUCAAAGACAGGAAUGAAUAUUGGGGAGCUUUUCGAUCAUGUUGUAGCAAGCCUGUAAUAGAGGGAUGCCUAGUAUUUUGCGUUUCCGUUUAUAUCGUACAAACUACUUUAGCCA
Molecule: messenger RNA, 587 nt
Organism: Spizellomyces punctatus DAOM BR117
Lineage: Eukaryota; Fungi; Chytridiomycota; Chytridiomycetes; Spizellomycetales; Spizellomycetaceae
Product: small GTP-binding protein domain
Exons: 5
Coding region: 9-530 (173 amino acids)
Molecular function (GO): GTP binding; GTPase activity
Source: RefSeq, a predicted model, not a curated record